Messenger RNA from Oldenlandia corymbosa var. corymbosa, 1389 nucleotides. NCBI's taxonomy places the organism in Eukaryota, Viridiplantae, Streptophyta, Magnoliopsida, Gentianales, Rubiaceae. The record is from the annotation of a GenBank genome assembly.
UAAUAUGUGUAUGUUGAAGACAUUUCACAGACGUAGAAAAUUUAUUGGAAGAAUUUCACCUCCUAAAAAUUGUUAAAUAGCUCCGAAAUAUGGGUAUGUAAUAAUAAAAAAAAAGUUAAGAUGUAAAACAAAAACUACAACCAAUUAGUAUAUAUUAGUAAACUCUAGAACAGGUACGUUAUACCUAAAAAAAGAAGUUCUGCCAAAGGUUGGCCAAUUAAGAUUUGACCAUGAUUCCGGUGAUAAAUCUCACAGGUGAAAAUGCAAAACCAGGCACAAGUUCUUGGGUUUCUGCAAGAGAAAAGGUCAAAGCAGCCAUGGAAGAGCACGGUUAUUUCUUAGCGAUUCAUGAUCAGUUUUCAUCAGAAGCUUCUGCUGCAGUUACGGAAGCGUUGAAAGAAGUGUUUGACCUUCCAUUAGAAGUCAAGAAACGGAACGUUUCGGAUAAUCCAUUUUACGGUUACCGGGGACAGAAGCCUUCCAUGCCUCUCUAUGAAAGCCUAGGCGUCUUUGAUGCAUCAUUGGCUCGUGAUAUUGAACCAAUCCGAAGUUUUACAAACUUAAUGUGGCCUUCCGGGAAUCAGAGCUUCUGCGAGAUUAUGAAUUAUUUCGUCAAGAAACUGUCGGAUGUGGAUCGAAUGGUGAGUAGGAUGAUUUACGAGAGCUACGGAUUGGAGAAGUACUAUGAUCGUGAUUGGAACGUUGAAUCAGUGGCUUACUUAUUCAGAAUGAUGAUUUAUCGGGUUCCGGGAAGUGGUGAUGAUCAGUAUUCCAACGUUGGAUGUUUGCCUCACAGUGACAAGACGUUGUUGACCGUAAUUCACCAAAAUGAAGUCAAUGGAUAUCAGGUCAAAACCAAGGCGGGAGAGUGGAUCACCGUUGACUUCCCCCCUUCUUCCCUUCUCAUUACCGCCGGCGAUUCUCUAUCGGGAUGGAGCAAUGGGAGAAUAUAUGCCCCUGUGCAUCAAGUAAUAAUGAGAGAAAAGGAAGCAAGAUAUACACUUGGAACAUUUUCAUUUCAUAAGGGAACCAUACAAAUUCCAAAAGAGCUGGUUGAUGAUGAACAUCCACUGCUUUACAAGCCGUUUAAUGUUGAAGGACUGCUUGAAUAUUAUGGCACCGAAGAAGGUCAGCAAGCUCCGGAUCUUCUCAAGGCAUAUUGUGGGGUUUGAUGUAAUUUAAUCCACCACCUGCUCCAUUAUUCAUGGUUAAACUCGAGAAAUUUAAAGAGUUGACAUGGUUGAUUUCAAAGUUAAAUGGUUGUGUAUGGUGUUAAUGUUUCUUGUUUUCUUCGGCGGGGAGUACCACGAGACUCACCACCAGCAAAGCAGAGAACAAAGAAGACAUUUUAUUUUGGUAUUUUAACAUUAAAAUCUUCAUAUAAUUAGC